Molecule: messenger RNA, 1182 nt
Organism: Paramisgurnus dabryanus
Lineage: Eukaryota; Metazoa; Chordata; Actinopteri; Cypriniformes; Cobitidae
Source: RefSeq, a predicted model, not a curated record
GACUUACAUGAACUAUAAAUAAUUCAGUGACUAUACAGCACUUGUUGAAAUUUUUCACCGUAUGUAAAUGCACAUGAAGUCUAAUAAUGUUUUAAAGGAUUGAGGUGAAGUGUAGAGAUGAUGUCAGUUACUGUUUGUCUAUUUUAGGAAUGGACGUUUACUAUUCUGAAUCACACCCAUCAGAGAAUGUGGCUUUAGAAGGACAGGCUGUACAAUCAUCCACAUAUAUGGGUGGCAGCACAUCUUGGUUAGCAGCAUGGGCCAUUGACUCCAACCCCUUAACCUGCAGCCAUACUGAAGCCACAACUGAUAACCCCUGGUGGAGAGUGGAUCUUCUGGAUUUUUACUACAUCUCUACAGUCGUCAUCACUAACAGAGGAGACUGCUGUCCAGAACGACUCGACGGAGCAGAAAUUCAUAUUGGAAACUCUUUGGAAAACAAUGGCAACAAUAAUCCCAGGUGUGCUGUGCUGUAUGGUGUGUCAGCGGGUCAGUCUGUGUCUGUGUCCUGUCACAAUAUGAAGGGACAAUAUGUGAACGUCAUCAUACCUGGAAGUUCAAAAAUUCUCACUCUUGCUGAAGUGGAGGUGUACAAGGCAGAUUAUACAGGAAAGACUUUUGUGAUGAUGAAAUUUCUCUCCAGUUUCAAUGUAACUGAUCCAGCAGUCAACGACACAGUUCUUGAUCAGCUAAAGUCCACUUUGACUUCUAAAGGACUCUCAAAUUUCACACUGACCUGGACAAAACUCCCUCAGAAAGUCAAACAGGAGAUUAAACUGGAUGUUGAUGAUGGUCCAUGUGUGAACAUUAAUAAUCCUGAAUAAACAAACACUCUUUUGAUAAAGACUAGUUUAGUUCAAGAUAUAUUUGUUACUUUAUUUUAGUUAUUGGUAACUAAUUGGUGUGAUGAUUAGUUUUUCUGUAAUUCUCAUUUUAAAUCAUUUGUAGUUGAUGAAUGUUUGUGACUAAAGCAAUGAUGAAUUGGAUUAAACCUCUGUCCUACAGUUACAACUUGACAUCUUUGGUCUUCUUCAGAAUAUCAUAGAGCUAAAGAAGACACAAUGUCAAUAAAAUAAAUGUAUAACAACGGUUUAAUCUUAAACAGCUGUAUUUUUGUUGACCUCUGUGUUUUCUUGUUUUUAUUAAUGUAAAGUUGCUUUGGAACAAUGAAGCAAUUGUAAA